Messenger RNA from Salvelinus fontinalis (brook trout), 2442 nucleotides. Its product is annotated as shaker-related potassium channel tsha2-like. Gene Ontology annotation, molecular function: protein binding; delayed rectifier potassium channel activity. The transcript is spliced from 2 exons. Bases 299 to 1750 code for a protein of 483 amino acids. Gene Ontology annotation, biological process: protein homooligomerization; potassium ion transmembrane transport. Gene Ontology annotation, cellular component: membrane; voltage-gated potassium channel complex. The record is from RefSeq and is a predicted model, not a curated record. Lineage: Eukaryota; Metazoa; Chordata; Actinopteri; Salmoniformes; Salmonidae.
AUACUGUAGACAGCCAACGGUAGCAAGUAGACAGACGAGACUAUUUCAGGACCGUCUGCAACUACAAAAAAGUUUAUUGAUUUAAAUGGGGGGAACACUUUUACUGGGCAGAAAAAAACACAUGGUGGAGUAAUUAAUCAUACCCUUUGGGAGGCUGGAGUGAUACAGUGAGGAUUUACUUGGAUUCAUUACCCAAAGAAAGAGAGGGAGAGAAAGAAAGAAAGAAAACUACUGAGAGAAAGUGACAGUUUGGGGCCGUGGAGGUGAGUGAAGCGCGUACUCUUGAGAGGGGCAAAAGAUGACUGUUGUAUCCCGUGAGAACCAGGACGAGACUGUGGUAGUCCCUCCCCUGUACCCAGAUGAUUGCGACGUGGAGCGGGGCGAUCAGGAGUGCAGCGAGAGGGUCGUCAUCAACAUCUCCGGGCUGCGCUUCGAAACUCAACUGAAGACCCUCUCGCGCUUUCCCUCUACGCUAUUGGGAGACCCACGUAAAAGGAUGCGCUUCUUCGAUCCGUUGAGAAAUGAGUACUUUUUCGACAGGAAUAGACCCAGCUUUGAUGCCAUCCUUUAUUAUUACCAGUCUGGAGGGAGGCUUAGGAGACCUGUCAACGUUACCAUGGACAUUUUCAUGGAAGAAAUCAAAUUUUAUGAAAUCGAAGAGGAGACCAUAGAGAUGUUCAAAGAAGAUGAAGGUAUGAUCAGAGAGGUGGAACGUCCGAUGCCUGACAACGACUUUCAGCGCCAGAUGUGGUUGUUGUUUGAGUACCCCGACAGCUCGGGGCCUGCCCGGAUGAUCGCUGUUGUAUCAGUCAGUGUGAUUUUGAUAUCCAUAUUGAUCUUCUGUUUGGAGACUUUGCCACGGUUCAGGGAAGAUCACAGCACAGACAUAGAACUCAGUAAUCACCUCACCACGAAUGGGACUACUCGACACAAAAAAAAUAAUCCGUUGACAGACCCGUUUUUUAUGGUUGAGUCACUUUGCAUCGUAUGGUUUUCCUUUGAAUUUCUCAUGAGGUUUUUAUCGAGCCCCAGCAAACCGGCUUUCUUCAAAAACGCAAUGAACGUCAUUGACAUAUUAGCGAUUGCUCCUUAUUUCAUCACCCUUGGACUUGAACUCGCAGAGCUACAGGGAGCGGGGAGCGAGCAGGCCACGUCGUUAGCCAUACUCAGAGUCAUCCGUUUGGUUCGAGUCUUCAGGAUUUUCAAACUUUCCAGGCACUCCAAGGGUCUCCAAAUCUUGGGCCAGACACUCAACGCCAGUAUCAGUGAACUAGGUCUUUUGAUAUUCUUUCUUCUCAUCGGGGUUAUCCUGUUCUCCAGCGCUGCUUACUUUGCAGAGACAGACGACCCUGAAUCCGGAUUCACGAGUAUCCCCGCCGCAUUUUGGUGGGCGGUGGUGUCCAUGACUACGGUUGGAUAUGGAGACAUGUGCCCGGUUACUGUUGGCGGCAAAAUAGUGGGAUCUAUGUGUGCCAUCGCCGGAGUGCUGACCAUAGCCCUACCUGUCCCUGUCAUUGUUUCCAAUUUUAAUUACUUUUAUCACAGAGAACGCAAUGAUGAGGACACCGCCGUGUAUACUCACGUGACUUGUGGCCAACAGAAUACUUCAUUUGGCGAAUUCAAAUCGACCAGCGACAGCAAACAGUCCCUCGCCAAAUCAGAGUACAUUGAAGAUGAUUCUUUCGAGACUAUCAGAUUUACUAACUUCAGCCCGUUUGAACAUUACACUGGCAAGCUGACAGAUGUAUGAAAAAACAAGCAACGCCCUAGCUGAGCAGAAAAAACGAUAUCGGGGACAAGAUCAAAGACCAUUGCUUUUCUGCUCCACUUGAAAGGAAAUGGCUUUUCCAAUUCUAGAUAUGCUUGGAACUGAAAAAGGCAAGAUAGUGAAUAAAAACACACAUGGCAUGUCUCCAUGAACAAUUGGCCAGCAAUGUGAGAUGACAGAUGCUGAUGCAUCAUCCAACGGAGAGCUCGCUAAAGAAAAUACGGUUUUGGAGCCUCUGCCUUUAGGAAACUGAUAACCUUUGAAAAUCAUUUCGCCUUUCAAAGUAUUUUGCAGUGUAUUCAAUGAACUCUGAAAUUACUACUGUAGAUAUCCUGUUGUGUAUUGUUGUAAAUAGGCCUAUACUGUAAAUUCAAUCGUUGCGCUCAACUCAGAAUCUUUAUGCGAACAUAUCUGUGUGCCAUUAAGUGGAUGAUUUCAAAAUAACUAUUAUGGGUAGUCCUUUAUUUUAUUGAACUAUUUAUUGCACAGAGAAUCUGAUUUUGCUAUAAACGUUCUUUGGGAAGCUAGUUUUAAAAUCACUAGUCUUAAAAUAACUUAACCAUAGGAAUCUUAUUAAGUAUGCAUGUACGGAGAUGUCAGUUGUGCUCAAAAAAUGUCAUGAAGAUGUAUUUAUAUUUUUGUAAGAUUGUUCAAAUGUAUGAACUUUUGAAGAA